Molecule: messenger RNA, 1439 nt
Organism: Fimicolochytrium jonesii
Lineage: Eukaryota; Fungi; Chytridiomycota; Chytridiomycetes; Spizellomycetales; Powellomycetaceae
Product: Alpha/Beta hydrolase protein
Exons: 6
Coding region: 110-1258 (382 amino acids)
Cellular component (GO): membrane
Molecular function (GO): palmitoyl-(protein) hydrolase activity
Source: RefSeq, a predicted model, not a curated record
UCUCACCCAUAAAGGCUGGCCGCUCUCUCAAAAGUCCGACGCCAAACGAGGUCCAAUCUGAACUGCACGACGAAACCGUCGAAGCCGGCAAACGACAGCAUCUUCAGCUAUGACAUUCGGCGAUGCUCUCCGGUGGGUCGUCAACGCCGCGGCCUAUUUCGUGGUGACCGUCGGCUUGGGAGGGGUGUUCAUGCUGUACACCUAUCAAAACAACCUGAUCUACCCCGCGAACUUCCCGGCCGGCUCUCGAGAAGUGGUGGACACGCCAGACAAAGUAGGCUUGCACGACUUUGAGAACCUCACUAUCACGACACCGGACAAGGUCAAAAUCAAAGCGUACUUCAUCCGCCGCCGGAAAGCUUCCGGCGACAAUUCCGCUCAGUCUGCCGAUGGGGAGGGUCUACGGAACCGAGCUGAGAAGAAGGCCGGCGAGUUGGCGGAUACCACUGUCAUCUACUGCCAUGCCAACGCGGGCAAUAUGGGACACCGCCUUCCUAUUGCCCGCAUCCUGCAUGAGAAGUUCAAGAGCAAUGUGCUGAUGUUCUCGUAUCGCGGGUACGGAACGAGCGAAGGGACACCGUCGGAAACCGGUCUCAAAAUUGAUGCACAGGCCGCUUUGGAAUGGGUCUUAGCCAACCCUGAGUUACCGCCAAAUUCGAAGAUUAUCGUGUAUGGUCAAUCCAUCGGCGGUGCUGUUGCCAUCAACUUGGCAGCGACCAACAAAGAUAAAGUCUCCGCCCUGAUUGUUGAGAACACGUUCUUGACCUUGCCCAAAAUCGUACCGGCUGUCAUUCCCGCCGCCAAAUAUCUUACAUUCCUCUGCCACCAAAUAUGGGACUCGGAAACAGCCAUCCAGACCAUCCCAUCAAAAAUGCCCAUUCUCCUUCUCAGCGGUGGAAACGACGAACUCAUCCCGCCAACGCAUAUGGCUCAGCUGUGCAAUGUCGCUCGCGGAGCCCGCCGGAAAUCCGUGUCAUCGGCGCCCUCGGUGCAUGACGGGACGAAGCUGUCGAAAGAAGAGAACGGGGUGGUGUUUGUGCUUUUCCCCAAUGGGACGCACAACGAGACGUGUGUGCAGCGGGGGUACUUUGAUGAGAUGCUGCAGUUUGUAGAGAACUACGUGCUGGGAAGGGGGAAGACGGUUGGAGGAGAUAGUGUUGAGACGAUUCCAUCGGCAAAGACGAAGGCAAGCGGUAUUGACGGCGUGAAGAACUACAUCAAUGUCGUCAAGGAGGGUGGAGCUGGAGCCGAGUUGUAGUGCAGAAGUACGUUAGAUCAUAGUCAUUUUCAUCUCAUUCGUUUGUUUGUCUUCCUGCAUGGAUCACUCGGACCAGGCUUGCAGUUUCGUUGGUUGUCGGCAUAUCCUUGAUGCAAUCGUCCGUUUGGGCAACAGUCGAAAUAUAUCUCCAAAUGGGCAGCGAGAUAUACAGAACAUCGAU